Messenger RNA from Letharia columbiana, 1983 nucleotides. RefSeq lists its product as uncharacterized. The coding region runs from base 1 to 1983 and encodes 660 amino acids. Lineage: Eukaryota; Fungi; Ascomycota; Lecanoromycetes; Lecanorales; Parmeliaceae. The record is from RefSeq and is a predicted model, not a curated record. The transcript has 2 exons.
AUGGCUACACCUCGACGGAGGUCCUCGCGCAUCAAGGGCGAAACACCUUCUCACCUCAAUGCUACGCCCUUAGCAAGUAAGCUAUCCUCUCUACUCGAGAGGGACGAGUCUCCUCCAAGUGGUGCCCCACGCUCCCUCAACACACUAGUCUCCUCACCUCUCGCCCCCCCAAACACUGCUAUGGCCCAAGGUCCUUUCACUGGCCAGUCAUCGCCAGUCAAGACACCUCAGACGGCUUCUCGUAUACAGCCACCUAUGGUGGAAAUGCACCCAAGCAAAGUCCACCAGAGCACUGUCAAGCCAUCGGCGUCUCGUCAAGGCUUCGGCAGUAUCUUUUCUCGAAUGAUUGCUUCUCCUUCAAAACCUACCCUCACAGUGCUCCCUCAGCAGACGCCAUCAAAAUCGAAAGGCUCUUUGCCCGGCCAAAUGACUUCACCUACCUUCGACUUUACUUUUGAGCGCCCAGAAUCGGACCUAAGUGUCGAGGCCCAGAAAAUCAUGGACAGCGUAAGAGAGGAAGCCGCAAAGAUCAAAGCGCAGAUGGUAGAAGAGCGAAGCAAACAAGAAAACAAAGAUGGCGAGGCGGACCAAUUCUACGGUGUUGGCGGUCGGAAGAUUGCAAAGCCCAAGGGCAAGUCUGGACGGUACAGUGAUGUUCACAAGCAAGAGUUCAAGAAGAUGGAUUCCAUCGCUGGACAUGGAUCUGUCUGGAAGAACAAGGUCGAGGCCAAUGCAUCUUCGUUGAAGCGAAGUCCAUCAAAGGCAGGGCUAAAUGAGCCUCUCGGGAAACUUCCUCGGUCGAAGUCAUUCCAAACAUUCGGUCAACAGAUUUCGAGCGAUCGACUUGAGAACACCUCGCCGGGCAAGCGUGUCAAGCAGAACCGUUACGAUGAUACAUCCUCAGCGAGGCCAGUCUCACGAGACACUGACUCGGAGGUAGAGCAUACACAGACCACAUCUGCCAACGUACGAACUCAGUCUGGCUUACCAAGCGCCGUCACCACUCCUACAAAGGCAUCUUUGGCUCGCUCAGUCAGCGUAAAGUCAAUGAAGACAUCCAUGAUUCCAUCGUUGAGUAGAUCUGCUUCUACAAAGACUCUUGGAAGCCCAGUAGCGCCAAAGACUGAAGGAAGCAACAAGUACCUCUCUUCGCUUUCACGCUUUGGCAGCAUGAAGUCCAUUCUACAUCGCUCCCAGCCGAAGUUCUCCAAUGAUCCAACAAAGGUUGCAGCAGGCACUCACCUGCCACUCCCUCAAGGCAAGAUGGAUCUUGAGAAGGAUUUACCUGAUCUCCCUGGUACUCCGUCGGUGGGUCUGCAUCGUUCGCCCACGAUGAAGCGAGUAGGCUUCACACCCAGCACCAAGUCUCAGCAUGACCUUGCAGCCAACUCGCCAUCUCCAUCCAAGAUCCCAACACCAUAUCCAUACCAUCAAUCGCAACCAUCUGAUGACACCCCUAAAUCCUCCGAUCCGAUCUCGUAUCCGGAUCUGGGUAACUCUCCUAAUAUCACCACUCGCACCAAGAUCCAUAAAACAUCCGCGCCUGGCGACUUCACCUUCCGCUCCGAGAAGACUAUGGACUUCGACACCGGAUCACCUGCCUCUAUUACCAGCCCAGGGAGUACGAUCCGUCACGUCCGUCCAAGCAGCAUCUCAACGCCUCUGUCUGCCUUCAGCAACCUCCCAUCCAUUCCGCAUGGCAUGUCAAACAAGAAGCGACGUCGUGCCGAAUCUGACACCGAAGCUGGAGACGAAGAGAAUGCCGACCCAAUGGCACUGGAUGAAGAUGAUAACGAUCAGCGAAAGGCAAAAAAGCAGCGUAUGAACGGAUCGCAGGGGAAGUCGGCGGAAACCUCCUCCCCAUUGAAGAGACGUGCAGCUGGGAGCAGAAUCCUAAAACUUGGUGGUGCAAAAGAGAAGGGAAGGAUGGGUAUUAGUCUGGGCAGAUUGAACAUGCUCGCGAGGCCGAAGGAGAGGCGCUAG